AUGGUAAAUGCUCAGCAAUAUAUAGAAAAUAAUUUUCCUAAGCGUGUUAGUGAAAUAAUUGCUAUUAAUAAAAAUUUAGAAGGACAUUUAGAUUUGUCAGAAUAUCCUAACUUAACUAGAGUAGAUAUUGGUAUUAACUCACGAUUGAUCAGUUUAAAAUUACCUCUUUUGUCUGAAAUUACUCAAGUGAGUAUUUGCGACACUGGCAUUACUGAUUUUUCUUUUUUAAUCAAUCUUCCUAACAUAAGAUUUUUCUGCUUCCCUAAACCUGCUGUCUCGGAUGGAAAUAAUGCUGAAGUUGCUAGGGCAAUUCGAAAUAUUUCUCAAGCAAGCCGAAAUAAAAAUGGUGAAAAAGACUAA
Entrophospora candida is the source of this 360-nucleotide messenger RNA. The record is from the annotation of a GenBank genome assembly. Lineage: Eukaryota; Fungi; Glomeromycota; Glomeromycetes; Entrophosporales; Entrophosporaceae.